AAAACAACUUUUUAAAAUUAAAUUUUACAGCUGAAGCAGGAGACUGUAUUGAAAACGAAGGAACGAAAUAGACGGACACAGUAGUUUCGCUGCAGCAGAGAUUUUGAAUUCUUUUGAUAGCUCUUAAUAGAACAGACAAACAAGAUAAUAUAAUAUGAUUCAUUUUGUCCUUCUUAUAAGUCGACAAGGAAAAGUGAGAUUGACAAAAUGGUAUUCGCCUUAUUCACAGAAGGAAAGAACUAAGGUUGUUCGUGAGCUCAGUGGGGUAAUUCUGACUCGAGGGCCCAAGCUUUGUAAUUUUGUUGAAUGGAGGGGAUAUAAAGUUGUUUAUAAAAGGUAUGCCAGUCUAUAUUUCUGCAUGUGCAUUGAUCAGGACGACAAUGAGUUAGAGGUCCUCGAAAUAAUCCAUCAUUUUGUUGAGAUUCUGGACCGAUACUUUGGCAGUGUGUGUGAGCUAGACUUGAUCUUCAACUUCCAUAAGGCCUAUUAUGUACUGGAUGAGCUUUUGAUCGCUGGUGAGCUCCAAGAGUCAAGCAAGAAAACAGUUGCCAGGCUAAUAGCUGCACAGGAUUCAUUGGUGGAGACUGCAAAAGAGCAGGCCAGUUCCAUAAGUAAUAUUAUUGCACAGGCCACCAAGUAAGAUAUGAAAGAGCAAUUGUAUUUUGUGUUCAUUGACUUUGAGGUGCUGUGUUGCCAGUGUUGAUGUGCACUACAAUUUUUCUGUUUGAUAUGUGAAAUAUGUUAUGCAUGUAUUUUAUAUCAAAUGUGACUCCUACGCAUUAUAUUAGGGCUUUUGUCAACUGAUGAUGAUUAUGACUCAAAUGCACUGUGAAAAUGUGGAUGUGGUUGGCGGUGAUAUUUGUUAAAUACUGCAACAACUAAUUAAGUGGAAGCCAACAUUUUUGUUAA
Jatropha curcas is the source of this 909-nucleotide messenger RNA. RefSeq names its product Clathrin adaptor complex small chain family protein. NCBI's taxonomy places the organism in Eukaryota, Viridiplantae, Streptophyta, Magnoliopsida, Malpighiales, Euphorbiaceae. Gene Ontology annotation, biological process: intracellular protein transport; vesicle-mediated transport. The record is from RefSeq and is a predicted model, not a curated record. Gene Ontology annotation, molecular function: clathrin-cargo adaptor activity. Gene Ontology annotation, cellular component: AP-1 adaptor complex; membrane coat.